This is a messenger RNA of Tribolium madens (black flour beetle), 736 nucleotides long. RefSeq lists its product as uncharacterized. The annotation marks the transcript as partial. The transcript has 2 exons. Lineage: Eukaryota; Metazoa; Arthropoda; Insecta; Coleoptera; Tenebrionidae. The record is from RefSeq and is a predicted model, not a curated record.
UGAUGGUAACUGUGGUACCAACUUCAGUCAAAUUAAAUUAAUCGACUCUUGCUCCUUUGGUCGGAGUACCAAAGUCAAUUGGUACCCCCCCAAAAUCCCUGACCGGUUCAAUCAAUGUACCAUUAGAGUACGUAUGGUACAAAGACCGCCACAUGUUAAUUACGUACCAAAUAAUUCCUGGAGUGGUACCCCAGAUGGUAUCCGUGGUAUUGAAACCACUAUUUUGGACUUGGUUGCCGAAUUUGCUAACAUCCGUAUGUACUACCAUUACGAUCCAGUACCAGAAAACUGGGGCAAUGUUUACGAUAAUGGUACCAUCACUGGUAAUUUAAACUACUUGUACCAAGAAAUCGACGAUAUUGCCAUUGGUGCCUAUGCCAAAACCAUGAGACGAUCCCUUUUUUUCGACGAUGUCCCGUACCAACGCGAUGGGUUAGUUUUCUGUGUCCCAUUUAAGACACUUAACCUAAGAUUGAAAAGUUUGGCCGAAAUUAUGGGUCUUGGAGUGUUGGUACUGACCCUUUUUUUGUACCUUGUGGUAACGACAAUGUCAUGGUUGGUGAGUCGACAUGAUUACACCCAUUACCAAAAAUUUGACACGUGUGUCAUUGAUACGUACCAGAUUUUACUAGGUUUAUCGGUUAGUUUGCAACCUAGGAGUACCAGAAUCGUGGUUGGGACAUUUAUGGGUUAUCAUCCAGGUACUUUGAAAGUGAUGGUACUAGUAGUACCAUGA